AUGUCGCAGUCAAACCUGGUCAAACUCGUGGAAGUCUGCCAGGUGCAGCUGCAGUACCUCUCCCACCAGCUCGCCGCCCAGUCGUCCGCCCGCGCGGCGCUGGAAGCCGAGCGGGUGUCGCUCGCGGCGGGCCUGGCCCGCAUGCCGCGCGUCAGCCUGGGCGACGUGCGGGGCGCGCUGGGCGUGCUGGGCGGCGGGGCCGCGGGGCUGGGGGAGACGGGAAUCGAUGGGAUCCUGGAGCAGGUGCGUGCCGAGGAGCGCAUGCUCGCAAAGGCGGCGGUGGCGCACGCAGUCGAGGCGGCGAGACGCCAUGCUGACGAGCGGCAGCCGGCGGACGCCAGCUUCCAGGCGGCGGUGCCGGCGCCGCCGCUGCUGCUAGGCAACGGUCGCAGCGGCGGCGGUGGUGGCGGCUGA
This is a messenger RNA of Monoraphidium neglectum, 414 nucleotides long. RefSeq lists its product as hypothetical. The record is from RefSeq and is a predicted model, not a curated record. Lineage: Eukaryota; Viridiplantae; Chlorophyta; Chlorophyceae; Sphaeropleales; Selenastraceae. The transcript has 3 exons. The coding region runs from base 1 to 414 and encodes 137 amino acids.